Molecule: messenger RNA, 609 nt
Organism: Symbiodinium natans
Lineage: Eukaryota; Dinophyceae; Suessiales; Symbiodiniaceae
Source: the annotation of a GenBank genome assembly
AUGGCGGAGGGGGCGCAGGAGGGCGUGUGCCAACCUCUCCUGGGAGAGUCGUCCGGGCGGCGGGGCACCGUCCUGGUCCUUUUGGUCUACUGCGGCCUCGGGGCGCUCCUGAUGGCCGACUAUGUCUGGGGGUUUGCCACACUGGUGCAUAGAUACCACACUGCCAUGGGCCUCUGGGGCCGCAUGGCGCAGCCGAGUCUCAACUGGCUGCGAUACACCUACUACGCAAGCAUGGGCUUGGCUGCGGUGGGCUAUUUCCCCGCACUGGCCCAUAUGCUUGUGGUCGCAGGCACCCUGCCCAAACAUGUGGUGGAUCGGAUUUGCGGCUUCUUUGCCAUCUUCUUCUUCACGGAGCUCUUCUGGCUCCCCAUGUGCGUCGCCUACCUGGACAAGCCGAACGCCACACUCUUCCUGUUCAUCCGGCUGCAACUCGCAUGCUCGGGACUCUCGGCCAUAGCGUGGGCCUACUCCGUGCUGACCAUUCCAAGUAGUUCCGUGGAGGUCUCAGGACGACCUUUGCAACUUGCAGCCUUCGCCGGCACGUCCUACUUCGCCUUUCACUGCGCCGUGCUAGAUGGCAUCCUGUGGCCACCCAUGUUUCACGCGUGA